AUGGACAAAAGUUGGAUGGAAGAGCGUAAUAGAUCAAGUCUUACGUAUGUGGCAGGCAUCAAUUCAUUUCUCGGCAUGGCACGGGAUCAUCUUGCCAGCAUACUAGCGGACAAGUGUCGCUGUCCAUGCAGAGACUGUAUAAAUGCAAGACCGCCUGUCCCGUUAGAAGAUGUUGCCGUGCAUUUGGCUCGAUAUGGCAUUGCAGCUAGUUACAGAAUAUGGGUACAUCAUGGAGAAGUAGCCAUGCCUCCGCAAAACCAGUUUGUAUCUAGUCUUGAUGAUGAUAUGGAAACCAAUGAAGGAUCUGAUAAUGAAGACAGAAACGAGGAAACUAUUGAAAUACUGAAUGACGUCCGCUUACCAAAUACAUAUGAUAGUCAAGGAGCCUUUGCUGGUGGUGAAACGGAAGGUCUGGGUGAAUCAAAUUCUGGAAAGUUCGCUAAAUUGUUAGAUGAAGCUGAGCACGAGUUGUAUCAUGGUUGUAAAGAUUUUUCGGCGCUGACUUUUCUCGUAGAGUUGAUGCAUAUUAAGGUACUCAACCAGAUGAGCAAUAAAGCAUUUGAAAUGCAACUGGAGUUGCUCAAAGAAGCUUUUCCGAAGGAGAAUAGGAUUCCAUCUUCAUAUUAUGAAGCUAAUAAACUGUUGGGUGGCUUGGGAAUGGGUUAUGAAGCAAUUCAUGCAUGUCAGUACGACUGUGCUUUGUUUUGGAAAGAGCAUAAAGAUAGGGAGGACUGUCCAAUAUGUAAUGCUCCUAGGUACAAACACGAUGACGGGAAGGGUACCAAGAUCCCGCACAAGGUAUUGCGAUAUUUUCCCUUAAAGACUAGACUGAUGAGGUUGUUUGCUAGUAGACACACGGCUGCUGACAUGAGGUGGCAUGAAGACCAACGUGAUAAAACAACACCGGAUUUGUUAAGACAUCCAGCUGAUGCGGAAGCGUGGAAGGAUUUUGAUAAGCGGUAUCCAUGGUUUGCUAAGGACCCGUGCAAUGUUAGGUUGGGACUUGCUACUGAUGGUUUCAAUCCAUUUGGAAAUAUGAGCAAUGCACAUAGCACGUGGCCAGUGGUAAUUAUACCGUACAACUUACCUCCCUGGAAGUGUAUGAAAGAGCCAUUUUCCUUGAUGACGUUGCUUAUUCCUGGCCCACACGAACCUGGUAAAGACAUUGAUGUAUAUCUGCAGCCUUUUAUAGAUGAGUUAAAGGAGUUGUGGGAAGAAGGUGUUGAAGUAUAUGACGCCUCAGAAAAAAAAGAAAAUUUCCGUAUGCAUGCUUCCUUAUUGUGGACCAUAAACGACUUCCCAGCUUAUGCCAAAAUGUCAGGGUGGAGUACACAGGGAUAUUUAGCUUGCCCGGUAUGCAACGAAGAUGCACCAUCAAUCAAACUAAGGAGCAAGAUAGGUUAUGUUCGUCAUCGUCGGUACUUGCCUCCUGGUCAUAGUUGGAGAGACUCGAAAUGUCAUGAUGGGACACGCGAACAUAAGGGUCCUCCGAAAGAGCUUACAGGUGAUGAACUUUUAGCUCAAAUGGAAAAUAUUGUGUUUUGUAAUCCAGGUAAGAACCCGAGUAAACAAAGCAAGAAAAGAAAACGCAGUAUAGAAGAGCGGAACUGGACAAAGAAGAGUAUAUUUUACGAGCUUCCGUAUUGGAAGAGUCAUAAAAUUAGACAUAAGAUCGACGUUAUGCAUACAGAAAAGAAUAUUUGUGACAACAUUGUCGGAACUCUGUUGAAUCUCGACAAGAAAAAUAAAGAUACCGAGAAGGCUCGUUUGGAUCUUGCAGACAUGAAUAUUAGGAAAGAACUGCAUCUUAAACCUAGAGGGGACAAAUUUAUAAAGCCUCCUGCAUGUUAUGUUAUAAAGCCUGAGGAUAGAAAAAAGUUCUGUCAGUUUUUAAAAUCAGUGAAGUUCCCUGAUGGAUAUGCAUCUAACAUCUCUAGAAAUGCUCAUGUCAAUGACGGAAAAGUAUUUGGACUUAAAAGCCACGAUUGUCAUGUUUUGCUGCAGAGACUUCUCCCUGUUGCAAUUCGUCCUUAUUUGCGCAGAGAGGUAAGUGCACCCUUAAUUGAGCUCUGCAAUUUUUUUCAUGAUUUAUGCGCAAAGACUUUGAGUGUUAGUCACUUGGAUGAGUUGGAGAAGAGAAUUCCUCUGAUUCUCUGUAAGAUGGAAAGAAUAUUUCCCCCAGCUUUUUUCGAUGUUAUGGUUCAUCUGGAUGUUCAUUUGCCGCGUGAGGCAAAACUUGUCGGACCAGUUGGCUACAGUUGGAUGUAUCCUAUCGAAAGGUUUUUGGGAACGCUCAAGCGUUACGUGAAAAACAGAGCUCGGCCAGAGGGUUCUAUUGCAGAGGCCUAUAUUCUUAAAGAAUGCUUGACAUUUUGCUCGAUGAAACACAAGAACGAGUUGAAAGAAGAAAGUAAUGUCAAUCUAUCACGGAGGCAAAGAACACUGUUUCCGGAAUGGUUUCGAAAACAUAUACAAGAUCUGCACAGCAAAAAAGAAGCCACAGAUGAAAUGCAAACUUUAGCUUGGGGAGUUGAUGUCCGAGUAAACUCGUACAAAGCGUGUAAUGUUAAUGGGGUUAAAUAUCAUUCUAAAGAUCGUGAAGCUCGAAGGACAACUCAGAAUAGUGGAUUGUUAGUUGAUGGAGAACAUGGGGGAAAUGCAAUUGAAUUCUAUGGCACUUUGCGUGAUGUUAUUGAGUUGGAAUAUCAACAUGGGUAUCGAAUAGUGCUGUUUAAGUGCGACUGGUUCGAUGUGAGCCCGAAUAGAAAUAAAAUUCGAAAGGAUUACGAUUUAACAAGCAUAAAUGUGAGCAACUUAUGGUAUGAGGAUGAUCCGUACGUUCUUGCGUCACAAGCACAGCAGGUAUUUUAUGUUGAUGAUCAUAAAAAUGGCGCAAACUGGAAAGUUGUUAAUAAGAUGGAACAUAGACACUUGUGGGAUGUUCCGGAGGUGCAUGAUCUGGGCGCGACUGUUGACGAGGCCUAUCAGCAAGGUGGGGAUUUGCCAGUAUUAUCUACGUUUGAUGGAGGGGAUGAUGUUGAAGAAAAUGAACUUGACAGAGAUGACGUCCAACCAGAGAUGGUACAAGUGAAUAUUAACAAUCCCAAUGAUGAUUUGUUUGAAACAGAUGACGAAGAUGACGAGACAUUGAAUGAAUACAAUAAUGACAUUUUGGAUGCCGACGAGAUAGUGGUGAAUGGUGAAGACAGUGAUAUAGAGUGA
Messenger RNA from Papaver somniferum (opium poppy), 3222 nucleotides. RefSeq lists its product as uncharacterized. Lineage: Eukaryota; Viridiplantae; Streptophyta; Magnoliopsida; Ranunculales; Papaveraceae. The record is from RefSeq and is a predicted model, not a curated record. The transcript is spliced from 4 exons. The coding region runs from base 1 to 3222 and encodes 1073 amino acids.